AUGUCGUCCUCCUCGGGCGCAGGAGCGCCAGUUUUUUCAUAUGCACAGGCCGCAAAAGGCCUCACAUCAGCAUCUUCAACACAAUCGGCUUCGAGAAAUGAAGGCUCUGCCGCGUCUGACAAGGGUGUUAAAGAUCGGUCUUUGAUUGAAACGACUAAUACGACUUCCACGGUCAAGUCUCCCCAACCAAGAUCUGAAUCCGAGGACAAAUCAAACGGGGAGGGCGCUGCGUCUAAGUCCCCAAUACAGGCAGAGGGUCCUGCGGCAAAGUCAUCUGCUGAGGAUGCAGACAAAGAAGGCGCCACGCCGCAAACCCAACAUGUUGCGACACACAACAACGCCGAGAUCUCAACAGGGUCACAUGUCGGGACUCCCAAUCUUGCGCCAGCCCAAGAUCAACAGAAAGGUGACGCUGUCCCACAACUUCCGAAUGGAAGAUCAUUGUCUCCAGAGGAGCUGCCCGGCUCUACCUCAAGCGACAAGUCUAACCAGUCCGUCACUGAAAAGAAAUCCAGGGAUGGCGAAGAUGACUGGGAGAAGGUCUCAGUCCCUUCGGUGAGUGCCGAGGCACAAUACAAGGCCGCCCCUAUCCCGACUGUCAAUAUUUGGCAAGUGCGCAGAGAAGCUCAAGCGGCGAAGUUGAAGGGACUAGAACAGCAACGUGGUGUAGCUUCCAGUGCCCCUAUUCAACCACCAAAGCCCAGAUCUGGCAGUGAAGAUAUUAAACGAAAAUCUCUCAGCAAAGAAAGUGGCAGUUCGGAGAAAGAACGCAAGAGCGUUGAUAGCGCGAAACCUGUCCCCCGAAAAGAUACAUCGUCCGCUCGGUCCUCUCGGCCUGCAUCACAGCACGGCGAGAAGGUUGAUGUGCAUGCGCCACCGCCGGUGGAUGAUGCACAGUCAUGGCCAACGCCUGAAAAUUCGAAUGUUGACGAGCGUCGCAAAUCAGCUUCCCUCGAAAAGACGGAUAAGCUGGAUGGAAAACCCGGUUCCCAGAAAACUCACAGUAACAAAUGGGUUGCAGUUCCGUUUGUUCCCACAGCAAAGUUCGAAACGCAGCUUCCGCCAGCUGCGGCGCGACGAGGCGGCAGAGGAGGCGGAAGAGGACGAGAUAUUGGUGGUCGUGGGGGUGGCCAUGCAGGUUCCGCUGCGGAAAAGCAAGAUGGAACAACGUCCAUGGGCCCACCUCCUCUACCCAGGCAGUCUGGCGAACAAGACCGGGGUCGAAGAUCUGAAGGCGAGCGUGGUCCACGCGGUGCCUCCGUUCCUAAUACCAGCACUCGACCUACAAGCGGUGAGGACGCAAAUCCCACGUUCUGGAAGUCUUCCGCAUCUUACGUCAAGGAUCAAUCAGCAUCCGAAAACGCCCCGGCCGACCCAACGGCACCUCAGCAUACUGUCGACGAGCAGGCUCCAAGAACUGAUCACAGCUCCAGGUCUUCCUCAAGACAUACCGGGAACGUUGGUGGUCGGAUGACUAACGGAGAUGGGACUACCUCGAUCGAACAAGGGAUCAGCAGUCACAGUCAGACGAACGAACCCAUCGCUCGCUAUUCGUACGGCUUCGACCGAUACAAAGGGUCUGGGACAGGUGGAUCCCGAGCCACUGGCGAAUUCGGCAGAGAUCGUGGUUCUGGCAGGAACCGAGACUGGUCCAGGGACAAACCUGAUUCGGCUCGCGAGAAGGUCGAGUCCUGGCGGGACCGUGAGCCGUCGGGUGAUCAGAGCAAUCGACGUGAGCCUCGAUCUGAGCGUGGACGUGGCUAUCGCGGCCGGGGCAACAACAGCUAUAACACAACAUUUACCGCGUCCCAUGCUUAUACGUCACCUCUCCCGCAAAAUGGAUUCGAACCGCCGUCCAGAGCUAAUUCACACACUGAGACUCGUGCGAGGCAAGCUUCGCAGCCAUUUGUACCAAGUCAGACCUCCAACUCUACUCGCACGAACCCGCGUUCGCAGUCGAUUCCUGUCGGCAUGAUGUUUCAAGGGUACUACAAUGGCAUGCCGGCCAUGCCACAAGGUCUGCCGUCCAUUCAGACAGACAUGUCAAUGUAUGGGUAUCCCUCGCAAAUGCAGAUGCAACCGAGUAUCAUGAGUGCAAUGCCGUACAAUGAUCCAUUGAACUCGUACGCCUUGCUGUCAAUGGUCAUGACUCAGAUCGAGUACUAUUUCUCAAUUGACAACCUCUGCAAGGAUCUGUUUCUGAGAAAGCAUAUGGAUGGUCAAGGUUACGUCCCGCUAAGCGUCAUCGCUAAUUUCAAGCGUAUCAAGACUCUCACUGAGGAUAACAUGACCAUGGACAACCUUCGCUAUGUCUGUCAGCAGGUGAAGAGUGUGGAAUUCCUGCCGGGAACCGAUGGGGAUGACCGACUCCGUCGUCGCGAAGGCUGGCGUGAUUUCGUUCUUCCCGUAGAGGAGAGAUUUGAAUCAGCCCGCAACGAAGGACCCUUACAUAACCCGGAAUCUUACAGUCACCCGGCGCAAGCGGACCAGGUUGGUCUUUAUGAUGCAUCUUUUGCCUUCGGUCAAUUGCGCAGUCCGCAGCUGGCCGUCGGUCCCAGCAAUGGAACGUUUCACGCAAAUUCGCCGAUGUCUUAUGUUCCUGGGUUGCCGACAGAGAACCCGAUUUCUGGACAGCUACUUGUCCGUCCAUCUGAAGAUGGUUCUAGUGAUGAAACUGAGAGGCCUUCGAUGGUGUCUUACCAGCAUGUUGCUCCGGCUGCUAUGCGAUCUCCCCCACAGCACGCUUCGGAGCCACUGAGCAACAUUGUGAAUGGUCAUCAUCGACAAAGUUCUCGCGCUGACAUUGAGGACAACAUUUUCCCGGACGAGCAGAUCCCGAAUGUCAACAUCCGAAUGCAACCAACCGCUCUCAGCGGGGCAGCGCCGUCUUUUCCCGGUAUCGAUCGCGUCCCUUCGGCCGGAUCUUCUGGUGGACAGAAUGAAGGCAACAAUGUGCCUCUGGACCUAAGUCAAGCUCGUCUCCCGAGUCUGCGCGGCGGAGCGAGCAGUCCACAGCAGCUCGAGCAAUACCGCAGCUUGUCUUUUGGGGGCCCAUACACAAUUCCCACGGGCGAUGAAAACAUUAUCUACUUCACCAAGGAUGGUCAAGAGACGCAACUGCCGCCUCCACAACCAGGACAGUUUGACCAGACCUAUUUGUCACUGCAUGACAUGGCCUUCCAGCAGCGCCAGAUAGGGGUCGAAGGAGCUCUAGAGCCGCUUUACAAUUUUUGGACCGAUUUUCUUGUCGACAAGUUCAAUGUCGGCAUGUACCAGGAAUUCAAAACGACCGCGGUCGGCGAUUUAGAUGAAGGCAGUGAUAGCGGCAUGUCGCAUCUUGUGCGCUAUUUUGGCAAGCUCUUAUCCGCACCUGUUCCGAUCAGUGAACGUCUUGCUUCCGACAUGAUCGCUCUUUAUCGAGACGAAAAACCCGAUAAGCGUCCCAUCUUCCAAACCUUGCGAGCUGCUUGGCGCAACGGAGCUACAAACAUGAAGACUAUCAAACGACUCGGCGACAUUCUCACUGCUGAGGAAAAGGCCGAACUCGACAAGAGCGGCUAG
Fonsecaea multimorphosa CBS 102226 is the source of this 3561-nucleotide messenger RNA. RefSeq lists its product as uncharacterized. The transcript is spliced from 3 exons. The record is from RefSeq and is a predicted model, not a curated record. Gene Ontology annotation, molecular function: RNA cap binding. NCBI's taxonomy places the organism in Eukaryota, Fungi, Ascomycota, Eurotiomycetes, Chaetothyriales, Herpotrichiellaceae. Bases 1 to 3561 code for a protein of 1186 amino acids. Gene Ontology annotation, cellular component: cytoplasmic stress granule; cytosol. Gene Ontology annotation, biological process: positive regulation of translation; mRNA stabilization.